ACGUCAGUCGCUUACAAAUUGCAACAAUAAUAAACACAAUGAAUUUCAAUAGAAACGAAAGAGACGUGAAUUAAAUUGAACAAAAAUGGAAUUGUUUAGAUCAGAAUCGUAUUAUAUAUUUGUUAGAAACGAAUCAAGUUUGUGGUGGAAUCGAUUUACUGCGAAAUUUUCAGUCAGAUCAGCAUGGGAUCUGUCAGAUAUCGAAGAUAUAGAAUGCUUAGGCAUAACAGAAGGCAUUAUCGGGUUGGUAGAGCAUACCAACGUCUACGAGCCCCGGCUAAUAAUCAUCAAGGAGGCGGUACCUGUUGGCCAAAUAUAUUUUCACCACACAAUAUACAAAAUUAAGUCAAUUGCUUUUCUUAAUUCUGGGGCUGUGAACCACGAUGUUCAGCUGUCUACGUGUACUAAGCACGGCUCUUCAGGGGGGCCGAAGAGUGCUAGUAAGAAAAUGGGGGCUCGGUUGUUUGAAAACUCAGCUUUUCUAAAUAAAACUGUGGGGGCGGUGAAGAGUGUUAGUAAUACUAUAAAGACGACAACGCAACAGGCGGCUACACAGGUUAAACACACAGUGAAGAAGCAAGGCGAUCUCAAAGUUUCUGAACGCUUUGACAAACGCCUAACAGACGAACUGUACAAGAUAUUUGACGACACUGACAGUUUCUUCUACUCUCGGACCCUUGAUUUGACGAACUCACUACAACGGCAGUAUGAGAUUGAGAAAGUAUUGGAGACAGAGGAGGGGGUCACGAAGGCUGUAUCGGAUAUUACGAGGUGGUGGAAACAUGUGGAUGAUCGGUUCUUCUGGAAUAAACAUAUGCUGAAAGAUGUCAUUGCUUUAGAGAGCCCUCACUGUGACGAAUGGGUCCUACCCAUCAUCCAAGGAUUCGUCCACUUAUCCCAAAUAGCGGUGGAACCAGCGGACGCGAACCCUCUCAACACAGAGUCAUUGUCAAGCGGGGGGUCUUGCGACGAAACCUUUACGCUGGGCGUUAUAUCGCGGCGGUCGAGAUACCAAGCUGGGACUAGGUACAAUCGACGAGGAAUCGAGCCGGAAGGCCAUGUAGCCAACUACGUGGAAACUGAGCAGAUCGUCUCCAUCAUGUGUUCUGAUAGCAUACACAGGGCUUCUUUUGUUCAAGUUCGAGGUUCGGUGCCUAUUUUCUGGAGUCAGCCGGAGUACAAAUUUAGACCACCCCCGCGGCUAGAUAAGGGCGAAGAGGAAACACAGGAAGCCUUCAAAAAGCACUUUGACGAAGAGCUGAAGCUGUACAAGCAAGUGUGCAUAGUUAACUUGGUUGAGCAGCAAGGCAGGGAAAAGGUUAUAUUCGAUACUUACGGAGAACAUGUGCUGAAAUAUAACAGUCCGGACCUGAUAUACGCUACGUUUGACUUUCACGAGUCUUGCCGAGGUAUGCACUACGAGAACGUCAGUAUACUCAUUAAUGCGCUUGUGGAAGUCAUCAACGAAAUGCGUUUCUGCUGGCGCGACGACAGAGGCCUCAUAUGCAGUCAAACUGGCGUUUUCCGAGUCAACUGCAUUGACUGUCUUGAUCGGACUAAUGUAGUACAGACAGCCAUCGCCAAGUACGUAUUGGAGCUCCAACUAUGCCGCCUCGGCCUUGGAGCGCCGGGAAGUGGUCUACCGCCAGCUUUGCGCAACGCUUUCCUGACACAGUGGGCUGACAACGGAGACAUACUGUCUAGACAGUAUGCGGGCACUAAGGCACUUAAGGGCGAUUAUACACGAACAGGCGAAAGAAAAUUCACAGGCAUGAUGAAAGAUGGAAUGAAUUCAGCUAGCAGAUACUACCUCUCAACAUUCAAGGAUGCACUCCGACAAACGGCGAUAGAUGUGAUGACGGGUGAAUCGCGCCACAUUCCUGAACAACUGACCGGCAUCGAGUGCAAUGCAGUCAAGGAACAAAGCGUGGACACAACAGCUAUGGCGCAACACGUCAAAUCGCUUAUCGACGAUUGCAAAAAGCUCAUCGUGGACACAGAACCUGUAUUGGGCGCUUGGGGACUCAUCGACGCUGAUCCUAAUACCGGCGACCCAUCGGAAACGGAAAUGGAUAGCGUACUCCUCCUAACCAGCGACGCGUACCACGUGGCAGAUUACGACGAGACCUCAGACCGCGUGCUGUCGGUACAGAAAGUGCCACUUCGGGACAUCACUUCAGUGGAGCUCGGCACUGUUGAGACUAACGCCACGAUAUUCGGCGUCGGCCGCAAGAGCACAUCGGAGCCCAUAUCGUGCAUAAGAAUUAACUACACGUACAACAACGAGCCUGGCUACUUCCAUAUGUUCCGGUCUACCACCCUGAGGUUUUUCAAUAACAUGGCUGUGGUUAUUAAUACUAAAGACGAGAUGAUUGAAUCGUUGCAUUACAUCUGCGAAUCACUGGUGGUGGCGCGUGAUGUGGCUAAACUGCCGCCCAUUCCGUUCCAUAGCGGCGUCAAAUUGGAGAGGCGGAAAUCUAAGAUACAUCCAAUGCAAGCCGCGUCGAGUGGUGCCAGAUCUUCGCUAUACUUGGAUUUAUCUCGCCUCCCCACUAUCACAAGAAAUGUGAGCGAGACGCAACUAGUCGCUGACAUACGAAGCGUCGGAUCCAAAGCCCUGACCAACAUGUCAGAACAGUUCAGCAAGCUAAACAAGCUGUCUCACUCUCUCAACGCUCGCGCGCGCCGCCUUCAACUGAAGUUUGACCAGGGCUCGUCCAAAACCAAGAAAAUAUUCACACUAGGCGGCAAAACCGACACUAAGAAGAAAGGAAGCCUUUCCGACGGCAUGUCCAGUGAUUACUCGUCCGAUGAUGAAAAUAGGACUAACAUCUUCGAACCUACGCUAGACAACUUCGAGAAUACUCAACACUACAUAGGAUCACAGCAGAAAGAAAAAGACGACUGCGAACUUAUUCAAAACCCACUAUACUCCUCUAAAAUAGAGCCGAAUGAACAAUUCGACCCUAGCGUAGUCAUAACCACCCCAGUUGACAAACAAACUAUUAAAACUCCGAGCAAUAUAAGCAAGAAAAACCCUUUCGACCUAGAAGCUGAUACCUGUUCGAAUCAUUCGAAAACUCCUGAAAUUCAAGUCGAAAACGAGGAUUACAAACCUGUGCCUCCAAAUUCACUAGUACUCUCACAGAAGUUAUCUCACAGCUCCAGCGAUAUAACUAUAGAUCAUAUAUCCCUACAGGCAGAAGGGGUGAACUACCAUAGGUCUAAUUCUCAGCAUGAGAUCACUUUGAACAUAGCGCAGAGUCACAGCGAGUCGGCGCUGCGACAGUUGAAGAGUAUGGCUAGUCCUGUGGCCGCUACUAAGGAUAUGGUGUUGUCGCCGCUAACGAAAUUGGCUAAGGGCGUGCAAAGUUUGGGGGCGAAUUUGGAUCCGAGGAAAAUCAAGGGCCCAACGACUGCGGUGAAGCAUAUAACCGAGCAACAAUACGAAGAGCACAGAAAACUGCAAGAGAAAUGGCGGGACUGCAACACUCGCCUCGUCGCGCUGUGAGUGACCUAACGAUUAUAUCGCGUCGCUGUGAGUGACCCACAGAACACCUCUACUAAUAGACCACCAGUAUGGCCACUCCCGCUCCCCGCUGAAAGUGC
Molecule: messenger RNA, 3609 nt
Organism: Leguminivora glycinivorella
Lineage: Eukaryota; Metazoa; Arthropoda; Insecta; Lepidoptera; Tortricidae
Gene: sp3
Product: phosphatidylinositide phosphatase SAC2
Biological process (GO): regulation of endocytic recycling; phosphatidylinositol dephosphorylation
Cellular component (GO): clathrin-coated endocytic vesicle; early endosome
Molecular function (GO): phosphatidylinositol-4-phosphate phosphatase activity
Source: RefSeq, a predicted model, not a curated record